GAGCCUUAUGCAACCGCGGCGCAUGCUGGGGUCGAUGUGGAGAAGAGCGGACACUGUUUGGGAUUUUAAAGUUCUUUAAUACAUUUAGUCAGGUCAAAGUCAUGGUUUCCUAUGGUUGUCAGCUCUUCUCUGUCCUCAGUAGGAGGCUUUGCAGGGUGCGAUGCACCGCCGCGCCCUCGGCCCGCGCGCUGCGGCUCUCUGCUGGGCGCCUGCACCCGGCGGUGGGUCAGGGCGCAGACGCGCUGACGGGCGGUCACGGCACAGACGCGCUGACGGGGCGCCUAGACCGCUUCGGGGGGGUGACGGUCGACCUGGCUCAUACCGGCCUGCCGCCGGACAUCAGCGAGGGGGACUUCGGCAGUCUACUUAGAGAGGGGGUGGGCCGGUGGCGUGCGGAGGGCCGGGUGGCGGUCUGGCUCCGCCUCCCCAUCUCUCUGAGCCGCUGCGCUGCGGCGGCGGCUACGCUGGGCUUCACCUUCCACCACGCCCGGGCGGACCAGGCCACACUGGCCCUGUGGCUGGGCCCCGGGGCAAGCAGGCUGCCCGGGUACGCAUCCCACCAGGUGGGGGUCGCAGGCGCAGUGGUGGACGAGUCCAACGGAAAGGUUCUCGUGGUCCAAGACAAAAACAAGACCCUGAACGCCUGGAAGUUUCCUGGUGGACUUUCUGAACUAGGAGAGAAUAUUGGAGCCACGGCGGUCCGGGAGGUACAGGAGGAGACGGGCGUGUGCUCCGAGUUCCUCUCCCUGCUCAGCGUGCGGCAGCAGCACGACCAGCCCGGCGCCUUCGGGGCGUCUGACCUCUACCUCAUCUGCCGGCUCCGCCCCCUCACCUACAGCAUCGACUUCUGCACCGAGGAGUGCCUGCGCUGCGAUUGGCUGCCCAUAGCAGAGCUGGCGCGCACCGAGGAGACCACGCCCAUCACGAGCCGCGUGGCGCGUCUGCUGCUAUACGGGCUGGAGAGGGGCUGGGGCGCCGUGGACCUCCCCAUGGAGACGCUCCCCGCUGUGCACUCGGGCCGCUUUUACCAGCUGUACCACCGGGGCCUGCCGCUAGCCUAGCCUAGCUAGCCUAAGCCAGGCUAGCACAUGGAGCCACCUGAUUCUACCAGCUCUACCACCGGGGCCGGCCCUGGGGCCCGCCUUAUGCUAGCCUAGCAUGCUAACUCAGGCUAGCUCAUCGAGCCACAUGAACACACCAAUAUGAGGGAUACUUGAAGUGUGUUUAGCAUUGGAUAAUGGUUAUUACAAUGUGGCGUAAAAGGUCCCACUACGACGGUGUUAAAGCCGCUGAACACUUAAGCCCCGGACAGCGCCCCCUCAGGGAACAAUGGGUACUGCAGUGGCUGUUGUACCAGGUGAUGUCACCGGACACUGUUUAUUUCUUGUUUCUUGUUGUGGUUUGGGUUUAUGAUUUUUGACCACUUGAGCCAUGGUUGGUUGGUUUAUGUCAAUCAGAACAAAUAUUUAGUA
Messenger RNA from Gadus macrocephalus (Pacific cod), 1472 nucleotides. It is a transcript of the gene nudt6, whose product is annotated as nudix (nucleoside diphosphate linked moiety X)-type motif 6. The record is from RefSeq and is a predicted model, not a curated record. The transcript has 5 exons. Gene Ontology annotation, molecular function: NADH pyrophosphatase activity; NAD binding; ADP-ribose diphosphatase activity. NCBI's taxonomy places the organism in Eukaryota, Metazoa, Chordata, Actinopteri, Gadiformes, Gadidae. The coding region runs from base 102 to 1061 and encodes 319 amino acids.